AUGAGCGUCGAAGGAAGAAGUGGAGUUCAAGUCGUCGACAGUACCCUCGCCAGUGUUCGAGGGAAUAACAACACCACACACAUCGGAGACAACUACUAUCAGGAAUCAUCCAGCAAUGGCCUUGCAACGUUGUCGAGCCAGUUGCAUUUAGUGCUCUCCAUGAUUUGGAAGCUCGUUUUCCUCAACCCAAUGUUCUGGCUGGUACACGGGAAGGCAUUCUCCAGAGAAUCAGUGAUUGGAUCGAGGAUCGCUUGA
Messenger RNA from Marasmius oreades (fairy-ring Marasmius), 255 nucleotides. RefSeq lists its product as uncharacterized. Bases 1 to 255 code for a protein of 84 amino acids. NCBI's taxonomy places the organism in Eukaryota, Fungi, Basidiomycota, Agaricomycetes, Agaricales, Marasmiaceae. The transcript has 2 exons. The record is from RefSeq and is a predicted model, not a curated record.